AUGAACAUGGCUUCAGCUCAUUUAUCACCCUUUACUUCAAAUAUGUUUAACAUUCCCUCUAUCCCUAAAAAUCCCUCUAAUCCCGUGUUUCCCCUUUCCUCAUUAUAUUCGACAACAAAUAAUCAAACAAAGACAAUGGAGGCGCGAAAAGAAUCAGAAUUUGUUGACAAUAUUCUUGAAAAAGGUUCAACUUCAAAUACACAUCCACGCGUCGUUUUUAGUUCAUCAUUCUCUCCACAAAGUGCUAUUUCUCCAAGUGAUUUUUCAUCAAGUCCUGCAUCAUAUAGAAAGUCAUCAAAUACAACAAAUCCAAUACAUUUAUCUCCUUCAUCAUUUUCCGUUACAAGUAGUGUGGUAUCUAGCCCUUCUUCCAGAUCUCAAAGUCCACGUCGUUCAUCAAGAAAACCUAAACCUAGUAAACGCUCUAAAGAACAAAUAUUAGGUAAACGACGUUUAUCUGGACCUGCUACGCGUCUAAGAAAACAUAAAUCAAUUAUAUCUGAAGAUGAAGAAAAAGAAUGUUAUUAUCGCGAACGAGCAGCUCCAAUACCUGAAAAACUUGAUGCUCCAUAUACAAAAACCAGACGAUUAACUAUGACCAAUAUAUAUGGUGUAGUGGGAUGUGGUGGAUAUAAUUUUAAUCCUUCCAAGAAUCCAAAUUAUCCAUUUCCUCCUUCAAGAACUUCAAUUAUUUCAAAAUGGACUCCCGUUCAACAUAAAGUAUUUCUUGCAUCAUAUUUAGAACAUGGAAAAAAAUUUUCAUCGAUUGGAAAACAAGUUCAUAAAACUACUGCGGAAGUGGUAGAAUUUUAUUAUUUGAUUAAACAUACUUCACAAUUUAGAAUGGCCAAAGCUAUGAAGAAAGAGUAUGAAUUGUAUGAAGAAGAUCUUAAUAAAAUUGAUUUACAGGUCAAAGGUUUAGCUAAGUUGGCAAAUGGAAAGAAAGGAGGUGGCCGUAAAAAGAAAGCAGCUCAAGAAGAUAGAUAA
Diversispora eburnea is the source of this 987-nucleotide messenger RNA. Lineage: Eukaryota; Fungi; Glomeromycota; Glomeromycetes; Diversisporales; Diversisporaceae. The record is from the annotation of a GenBank genome assembly.